AUGGAGCUGGGUAUCUAUGAUAACAAUUUGACUGCUGAUUCUGUAAUUGCUUUACGUAUUGCUUUUAAAUUCUUUAUUGAUGGGGGAUCGUAUGAAAUGGAUUUUAAUGGUUUCCGUCAAAAUAUUUAUGGUCUUUUCAAUGUGAAUGAUACAAUUAAAUCUCUCGCAAAAUUUGAAUAUAUCAUGAACCUUAACCAUGUAAUUCAGAGCAUUCGCUUUUUUAGGAAUCAUAUCUGGAAUCCAUCUAAUUUCUUUGACAGUAUUGUGAACAGGACAGAGAAAGUGUUGAAAGAUAAUGAAAAGUCACUAACUUAUGAAGCCAUUGUAUUUAAAAAUGCUGCUUCAGCAGAAUUUGGUGAUUUAUUUGUUCGAUAUCGCAAACUAUACAUCUCCAGAGGUAUCUUUGGUACAGCAUUAAAAGAUUCACUACGGGAUUUGAAGCUUAAGCGACCAUUUCACUCACCUAAGGAUUUCAAAGAUAGAGUAGCUUUCAAAGAUAGAGUUUCUUUUGACAAUGAUGAUGGAAUUAAUGCAGGCUCUCGUAUGCAUGCUCCAUUUCAAAAACGUAAAGUUCUGCAAACUCGAGUUGCUUUUCAAACAAUCACGUGA
Messenger RNA from Rhizophagus irregularis DAOM 181602=DAOM 197198, 609 nucleotides. The record is from RefSeq and is a predicted model, not a curated record. Lineage: Eukaryota; Fungi; Glomeromycota; Glomeromycetes; Glomerales; Glomeraceae.